CCCAAAACAAGACACGUGAAGCUGGGCUCCGUUGGACAGUGAAAUCAUGGCAGCGUUACCUUUGCACGCUAACUGGAAAAAGACACGAGGACCGGGGCCUUCCAGAGAUCUGGCUCCUUCAUCAUCUCCAGAGUCAUCGCUGACAUGGUGCCUGUCUCAUAUAUUCAAACCCAGGCCAGCUGCUGCGGACCGGGGGAAUGGACCAGGAGACUCGGGUAGCGGGAGAGAAAUGGACAAGAGGACCAAAGCUGCUCAGUGGCGAGCCCUGGUGGCCAUCAGGACACAGCAUAUCAAGGCGGGUGGUGCUGGGAUUGCCCGAUUCAGAUCUCAGGGGGGGCUUCGGCCCCUCCUGGACCUGCUGAAACACCAUGAUUGCUCCAGGAAGAUCCUAGACCUGGCUCUCAGCAUCCUGGCUAAUUGCUGCACUGAGUUAGAGACACGUGUCGAGGUUGGUAAGCUCGACGGAAUAACUAUUGUGGUGGACAUCCUAAAGAGGAAUGUAGCCAUUGAGACAGUCCAGAACAGAGCAACCCGUGCUUUGGGGAACUUGGCCAUGGAUCCAGAGAAUUCAGCUCUAAUCCACUCUACUGGAGGUGUUCCUCUCCUCCUCCUGUGUGUCUCCCUCUCUUCCGCCCCCUCCUCCCCUACUGCCACUGGGACCAAAGCCCCCUGUCCUAAAUUGGAGUGUGCUCAGUCGGCAGCCCGUGCCCUCCUUUACCUCUCAGAUACACCCUCCAACCGCCUGUCGCUGCUCACUCAAGGCACAUUCUCUGCUCUCGCUCCACUCAUCGCACCCGAAUACCCGCAGGGGCUGAGGCGGGCAGCUCUCCGUACCCUCCACGAGCUCACCCGGGGCUGUGGGGUAGAAUGUGCUCGAGAGGUCUCACGCUCAGGGGUUCUCGCUCAGCUAGGUGUCAUGGUGUCAGGGGAGUCUGGCAAACCUUUUGAAGAGUUGGCGCUGAAAACCCUGGCCAAUGUGUGCACUCACGGCUGCCUGCGUCCUCUUGUGGGGUCAUUGGGGGUCAUCGAAAAGUUUACGAAUGAGGUCAAAAGAGACCCCCUGAGGUCGGGGGUGUUCCUCAAGGCUCUGUGCUUGUGCUGCAAAGAAGCAGUGAACCGUGCCAAAGUAAAGGAGAAUGGUGGGUUAGAGGUGCUGAUCGCCUUCUUGGCUGCCCAUCAGAGUCAUCCCCUGUCCCGAUUGGCAGUAAUGGCCUGUGUUGACUUUGUUUAUGAUGAAUCAGCCCUGGAGCAGCUGCAGGAAUUAGGGUUGGUUCCACUGCUCGUUGCCCGAUUGGUUGAACUUGCCAAAGGGGAGGAGCCAUCUGCUGACAGGAUAGACGUGAAUGCCACCUCCAGCAAUUCUCCCACAGAGCUCAUGCCCUCAUCCUGCUUUGAUUCCUUUGACUUUCCACCCCCAGAGGGAAGUAGGAAAGAUGAGGCGUGUAAGGAACAAUGUCCUGGGUCAUCCAGCUUUCUAAGUCUCAGGUCCUGGCUUGUGUCUGAGGGACUCAUUGCAUCUGAGGGUGACUUGUUGGAUUCUACGGGAAGUGCUGAAGGGGACUGGGGGAGUCUUCAGAUCCCACCCUCUUCAUCUCUUCAGUCCCCCACCCGAAACUCAGAUUCUCAUUCCUCUCUGAAAAGCUCCCUUGUUUCCCACCCCGUUUGCUCUUCCACUUCUAAACAAGUGCUUCAACCAACCCCUCCCUCAUCUACCUCCAUCCCAUGGCCUCCCAGUGUGUCUACUCCACAAAAUGAACUGUCCCCGACUAAAAAGCCUCAGAAACCUGUUUCCCCUUCUAUGCUGUCUUCCGCUCAAAGGAAAAGGCCACGGGUUCACCCAAUAGCUCAUUUGAAUAAGGUCCCUCUCGAGACCCCUCCUUCAGUGCCCCGACCACAGGUGUUCCACCACCCCUACCACCCGGAGCCCUGGGCCCCUGAAUCUCCUAUCCUUCUGCUACUGUCCCGCUUUUCCCACACUACUGAUCCUAGCAUGGCACUGGUUAACUCGGGCAUCAUCUCUGGCCUGCUGUUCUACCUAAUACAGCACCAGGACCCCAGUGUCAGAUGCUUCCGUAUCCUGUGCCGUCUGAGCUGUAACCCAAACUGUCUGCAGGCACUGGUCCGGACUGGCUCAGUGGCACUGAUUCACCACCAUCUGUGCCAGGGGGAGGGACAGAAGGAGAGAGGAGGGCGACAGACUAACCGUGUAAAAACCAAAGUGAAACAGCUUGGUCAUGCUCUUCUCAACAACCUGCGUGUUCAGUGUGAGUCUGGCUUUGGCUCUGGGGUUCUGGCGCAUGUGAUGCUAUCUGGGUCUGAGUCAGACAAGAUGAGCUGUGCAUUGUCACUGCCACUUAUCACCAGCAACAAAGCGCUUUUGAAAAAACUGCUUCUUGACAAUGGUGGGUUGCUCUUGGCUCUUCAUCCCCUGGGUUGUGAUGAGGACAUCAGUGAGGAGGACCACAACCUCCAUUCCCUCUACUUCUCUCUUCUAAUUGGAUGCCUUUCUAGUUUAAUUGGUGGUGUCAAAGUGGAGCUUGACAAAAAACACCUCAGUCUUGUUAAAACUCUGUUAGUCGAGGAAACCCGUGACAGUUUGCCACCUCCUCUGAAAAAGCCUCGCCUAGUUCAUCAUUGUCCUUACCACGACUCAACCUUUGACCUCCUCUUCCUGCUGGAUGAUGGAACCCAGGUGUCAGCCAACAGAGAGGCUGUGGCUGGGGUGGAGGGGACAGACAGGGCCGGCUCUGACUACUUUAGAGCUCUAUUGAGGGGUAGUUUUGAAGAGGCCCUGGAGAGUACAAGAAGACCCAUCCCCAUUAAAGAUGUUAGCAGAGGUAUGCUGAUACCAGUGCUGCACUACUUGCAUGGCUGUCGCCUCAUCAAGGAUACAGACAACAUUAGGGAACAGGUCGGGAAGACAGGAUUAGGGGUAAGAGGCCAGUGCAAGGUCCUGGGAUCACUGACCCUGGAGGGACUGGGUUUGCAUCAGGAGGAAACAGAGGAUUACCUUAGGGAGGAAUGUGCUUUCCAGAAUACUCCAUUGGGGGAAAUGAUGAUCGGAGCAUGUAGGUUUCUAGUGACAGAAUUACAGCAACAGGUGGAAGAUAUGUGUGUGUCACUCCUCCUGUCUUACUCUACUCGGGCUGCUAUUCUUGCUGCAUCUCUCACCAUAGAGGACAAUGGGGAAAGGGCUGUAUCUAAGCUGGACCAAGAAUGCCUAGUCUCGGAGUCUGUCGAUGAAGGCCUGGCUAACCGUACAUCUGGGCUAGAGUUGAGUGGGUUUGAGGCACAGGCAGAAUAUUUAUCAGGACAGACAGAGAAACCAAACAGUUCCUUUUCAAACAUCCCACACCAGACAGACAGUAAAAAGCCCUCCACCUCUGAACAAGUUCGAAAGGUCAACAGGGAACUUCAAACAACUUCAGACCUGGAGACAAUCCCAAUUCUAAAUCCGAUUUCCAAAUCAAGCUGUACGUCAGUCAUUGACAAAUCAGUGCACUCUGAAGAGUCUGGGUUAAGACCAAAGAAAAAUAUGAAAAGUCCAGGAUACAUUUUGAAAACCGCUGCUCAGGACUCUCCCUCCUCUACGGAGGUUGCUCCUGGAGGUCGAGCCCUGGGUGCUCUCCUCCCCCAGGUCUACUGGUUCUCCCAGCGAUACAGCUAUCCAGGGCUGGCCAAAGCCUGUCUGUCCCUCCUACUGGGUGGUCUGGAGUCUCCUCGGCCCCUCUUCACCCUCUCCUCUGCCGGGGACUGCCUGCGCAGGCUAGCACGAGAGGCGGACUGUAUGGAGACUCUGAAGCAGGAUCUGUUGAGUCUGGCUACAGUGUCUCUUAGCUGAGGGGGACUGAAACAUGGGGAGAGAUUGGUGACAUGUAGUUAAGAGGACACAGACCUGUGUGGGCUUUAGAUUGGAAGAGUUAAAAAUGGCAGCAAGAGAAGUUGUCAUGGUGAUAAUCAUAAGUGUCUCGGAAUAAUAAAAAGACGAGUUCUUAUAUGAUUAGCUGGAAAGAUGCUGUGUGUCUUUUUUUUUUCAUUGUUUACAGAAUUGACUCGGCUUGAUUUAUUUUCAUACUUUGGAAGUGAAGAUUUAUAUUUAGUCUAGCUUCCGUGUAAAUUGAUAUACUGUGGUGUAGCUGCCUUGAUCAAGCAUUAUGAAGCAAUGUACAGUUAGUUUGUAUUAUAAUUCAACAUUAUUUGCUUAAUGGACAUUAACCGCAUCUUCAUUGGGAUCCCCCCCAUAUAUAAGCCAAUGGCCUCAUUGCAUUUAAUAAAUGUAAGCUGUAAAACUGAAUGAAUUAGAAAUAUCAGGGUUGGUCUUUGUGCCAUUUGUGUAUUCUGUAUAUAGAGAUUGGGAUAGCAGACAUGAAUUCCAACUGUCCCAUGUUAUGUUCCUGAAUAAAUAUGUUUAA
This is a messenger RNA of Lampris incognitus (smalleye Pacific opah), 4412 nucleotides long. It is a transcript of the gene armc5, whose product is annotated as armadillo repeat containing 5. Bases 47 to 3841 code for a protein of 1264 amino acids. The record is from RefSeq and is a predicted model, not a curated record. Gene Ontology annotation, biological process: anatomical structure morphogenesis. The transcript has 9 exons. NCBI's taxonomy places the organism in Eukaryota, Metazoa, Chordata, Actinopteri, Lampriformes, Lampridae. Gene Ontology annotation, molecular function: protein binding. Gene Ontology annotation, cellular component: cytosol.